GUGCUCUGGCGCCGCCCCUUCCGCCGGAAAGAGGAAGCGCGAGGGAGAGCUAUGGCGCCUGGAGGAGCCCUGAGAGUGCUGGUCUGCGGGGACGUGGAGGGUCGCCUGGGCUCCCUGUACAGCCGCGUCCAGGCGGUGCAGAGCAAGAGCGGCGCCUUCGACCUCCUCUUGUGCGUGGGGAACUUCUUUGGCUCGGCUCAAGACCCGGAAUGGGAGGAAUACCAGACAGGAGCCAAGAAAGCUCCUAUACAGACAUACGUCUUGGGUGCCAACAACAGUGAAACAGCACAAUGUUUUCCAGAUGCCAGCGGAUGCGAACUAGCGGAGAACAUCACUUACCUGGGACGUAAAGGGGUAUUCAGCGGAGCCUCUGGGCUGCAGAUUGCCUACCUCAGUGGGACUGAGUCUACAGGGGGGGAACCAACUCCAGCCCACUGCUUCAGCACCAAGGAUGUGACUGAUCUCAAAACCUCCCUGCUGUCCACCUCUAAGUUCAAAGGUGUAGACAUCUUGCUGACAUCUUCUUGGCCAAAGGGAGUAGAAAUCUUUGGAAAUAUCCCUGGUGACAUAGACACUAAGAAAUGUGGCUCCGGCCUGGUAUCUUUACUAGCUGCGAGUCUGAAACCAAGGUACCAUUUCGCUGGCCUGCAAAAGGUCUAUUACGAAAGACUUCCCUACAGGAACCACACGGUUCUCCAGGAGGCAGCCCAGCAUGUCAGCAGGUUCAUCGCCUUGGCCGGGGUGGGCAAUUCUGACAAGAGGAAGUAUCUCUACGCCUUCAGCAUCCUCCCAAUGAGCUCCAUGGAGCCUGCAGAGCUGGUCAAGCAGCCACAAGAUGUGACAGAGAACCCCUAUCAAAGGCCUGGGGGUGGCAAGAGCUGUGCCCAUCUGCUGCUGGAUGAAAAGGAGGAGCCGGCUCCCCAGUUCUUCUUUGACUUAAGCAGCAAGCCAAAAGGAAGGAAGCGCCGCCAAGAAGGCGGGAAGGGGCAGCAGCCCAAGCGUGCCCCCGGCAAGCCCCCCCUGCCAACAGCCGCCUGCUGGUUUUGCCUUGCUAGCCCAGAAGUCGAGAAGCAUUUGGUGGUGAGCAUCGGCACGCACUGCUACCUGGCCCUGGCCAAAGGGGGCUUGACUCCAGACCACGUCCUCAUCUUGCCCAUUGGGCACUGUCAGUCGAUGGUGGACCUGGGAUCAGAGGUGGUGGAAGAAGUAGAGCAGUACAAGUCCACCCUGAAAAGGUUCUUCAGGGCCAGAGGAAAGAGAUUUGUGGCCUUUGAGAGGAACUACCGUAGUCAACACCUCCAGCUCCAGGUGGUUCCUGUUCCCCUUAACUGCUGCACUACGGAAGACAUCAAGGAGGCCUUCAUCGUCCAGGCGGAGGAGCAGCAGAUCGAGUUGCUGGAGAUCCCAGAGCACUCUGCUCUGAAGCAGAUAGUCCAGCCAGGGACGCCUUAUUUCUAUGUGGAGCUCGAUAAUGGGGAGAAGCUCUUCCACCGUAUUAGGAAGAGCUUUCCCCUCCAGUUUGGAAGGGAGGUCCUGGCCAGCGAAGCCAUCCUGGGCAUGCCUGGGCGGGCAGACUGGAGGAGCUGCCAAGCGGGGCAGGAGGAAGAAGCUGCAGCAGCCCAAGACUUCCGCCAGGCCUUUGAGCCCUUUGACCUCGCCCAGGAAGAUUAAGGGCCAGGGCAGGACUGAGCAGGCGGCAGCACAGACCAGCUGGAUCCUGCCCUCUCUCUUCCGGUGAGGAGCCUCCUUUUCCCUCCCUGCGAGGGCUCUUUUUCCACAGCCACAGAGACUUCCCGCGUGGAGGGAGUGUGGCCAGCCACAUCCACCUGACCCCCACCUCACCCCAAAUCAGCUACCAUUGGCCUGUCUGUGGCUUCCAGAGCAGAGGUGGCUGCUGGGUCUAAGUGGGGGUUCUGCGCACAACUCCAGACUGUGCUGUGGAGGAAGGGAAGGCAGCUGUUCCCUCUGAAAGGGAGGCAGACUCAUCCUACACAGAGCAUCUCCUAUGAGGUUCAGGGAGAGAGGGGUCUCUCUCUGCUACAAGGUCCUCCAGGGCACCCAGGCAGGACGGGCAUUAGAAGCCAUGGCAGGACAGACUCCUCUUCCCCUCUUCAUGGCUUCGCUUCAGCUCAGAAGAUGCUGCUCCUCGUUUCUGCUGGGAAAUCUUAACUGCCGGCCAAAGACGGAUUCCUAGGGAUUGCUCUGGGGGGAUGUAUAUAAUUUGAACAUAUGCUGAUUGUUGUACUGCAAAAAAAGUGUUUUGUCAUAAGAAAAUCCUCAAAUAAAAGGGUGUUUUUAUAUAUUUAAAUAAA
Molecule: messenger RNA, 2312 nt
Organism: Lacerta agilis (Sand lizard)
Lineage: Eukaryota; Metazoa; Chordata; Lepidosauria; Squamata; Lacertidae
Gene: CWF19L1
Product: CWF19 like cell cycle control factor 1
Exons: 14
Coding region: 52-1671 (539 amino acids)
Biological process (GO): mRNA splicing, via spliceosome
Cellular component (GO): post-mRNA release spliceosomal complex
Molecular function (GO): RNA lariat debranching enzyme activator activity
Source: RefSeq, a predicted model, not a curated record